This is a messenger RNA of Porites lobata, 1494 nucleotides long. NCBI's taxonomy places the organism in Eukaryota, Metazoa, Cnidaria, Anthozoa, Scleractinia, Poritidae. The record is from the annotation of a GenBank genome assembly.
AUGGUCAACAACGAGAAGCUGUUGAGAUUUACAGUAAGCCAACAUGUUUUUCGUUGACUAAUAUAGAAAUUACCUAGUAUGUAACUAUGUAAACAGUCAUCUGCAUUAAUUGUUACAUUACACAGUAUUCACAUAGUUUUCUUCUUAAGACCUGAUCCAUUUUUGUAGAGAUUUACUGUGGAAAUCUAAAAGCUAUGAACACUUUGAUUUGAUUUUUACAUUUCCCAUUGUACAGCAACCAAUCAGAAGUAACAUAAAACCUCAAACUACUUAUAUUACCAUUACUGUUUGUGGUUUAAUUUAUUAUUCUUGUGCUUGAAAUUUAACCACAUUGACCUCUUAGUGUUCACAAUUUUGGAUUUUCAUAGUAAUACUUCUAGUGUUAAAAAAAAAAUUUGAGAACAUUUUUCAUUAUAUGCAAGUACAAAAUACAACUAUAUAUCCUGCAGGUUGGGGAGGAGAAAUUAAGGUAAAUAGUAAGUUCAAGUGAUACAGUGAGAGUAGCUGACAAUUCUAUCAUGUAUAUGAAGAAGAGGUAACUAUUAUCUACUGCAAAGGAAUCUACUGAAGGAGCAGACUGUUCUUAAGGCAUUGCAUUACCACCAAUUCUUGCUGGGUAAUCAGUAGGAAAUCUUUUAAAGAUUUACUUCCAAUAUUUUUUUGUAGCUUAUUGUUCCUAUUCCUUCAAUUUAGGGAAAUUUUGAGGCCUCAUAUGAUUUCCAAGUGUUCCUGAAGAGGUUGAAAGAGUGGGAAUCUGCUAGGCAUGAGGCAGCAGAAGAUAACCCAGGUGCUACCCUGGGGGUUGAAGAAUUUACUGUCAGUAAUGAGGGUCUGCACAACAAGGGCAGUGCUGUUUUCCCUUGUAACCUUCAAGAGGUGACCCAAAGCAUGGAAAUCUUCAAAUUGAACUUUGAGGGCAUCUCCCUUGCCCUAGGAGUUGUUGGAUUUGAUGAUAAGGUACAUGACAUGCCUUCCUGUGUGUUUGUAAUAAGCAUUAAUUCCUACACAUCUUCAUCUUAUUUUGAUGGAUGUUAACUGGCUUGUAAAAUGACAGUGUGACAAAUUCUUCCUUUUUUUUUUCACAAACUACUACUGUGACCAUAAGGAACUUUAAAAGGAGAAUCUUCAGCUGAACAGAAGUUAGAUGAAGCUUUUUCUCAUUCCACUUUGUCAUUAAAUGUAUUAAACACCACUUUCAGUUCUGAAGAAUUGUGAUAACCAACCACCAAAAUUCAUUACUUGCUCCCCUCAAAAAAGUUGUUCUGUGUAGAACCCAAGUGCUGUUAAUACUCCGUUACUUACAGAUAUUUACAUGUAUGUUAAAUGUGUUUCCUAUUGUACAUUGUCUGUUGAAAGUCACCCACAAAGUCCAAUUAAUCAAAGGUUUCUGUUGAUAAUAAUAAUUAUUGUCUUAUUGCUGUUUUCAAUAUAUUUUAGGGACAGCUGGAAGUGGAAGAAAAAUGUAGUGAAAUAGUUAAGCUGCUUUCAGACUAA